Manis pentadactyla (Chinese pangolin) is the source of this 3339-nucleotide messenger RNA. It is a transcript of the gene PROM1, whose product is annotated as prominin 1. Gene Ontology annotation, cellular component: cilium; microvillus; cell surface. The record is from RefSeq and is a predicted model, not a curated record. Bases 433 to 2976 code for a protein of 847 amino acids. NCBI's taxonomy places the organism in Eukaryota, Metazoa, Chordata, Mammalia, Pholidota, Manidae. Gene Ontology annotation, molecular function: cholesterol binding. The transcript is spliced from 25 exons.
GAACAAAAGGUGAAAGAAGGAGGAAUUCACUACUAUUUUUCCUGCUUGGCCUGGGACAUUUCAUUCCAUCUUCUCUUGCUCAUGGGCUGAGAUUUGCUUUAGCAGCUGCCUGGGUCCUCAGGCCUGUGGACCCAGACUGACUGACACCACCACUAGCUUUCCUCGGGGCUCCAGCCUGCAGAUGGCAGAUCGUGGAACUUCUCAGCCUCUGUAAUCAUGGAUGGUGCCUUGAGCCGCUGAGCCCCCCACGCGCUCCUGAGACCAUCAGUGCAGGCCAGCCCGGCCAGAACACCGAGGACUCCACACACACGCACAGUCCCCGCCGCACCUCUUCUCUAGCAAAACGCAUGCUCCUGUCCUCGCUCAGGAUUCCCGAACCUCUGAGGCCAGACACCCCCAGCUCUUCCUCAUGUUUGGGGGAUCUUGCUAGCUAUGGCCCCUGUACUCGGCUUCCUGCUGCUGUUGGAGCUGUUCGGGAAUACCAUUUCAGAGAGGCUGCCGUCGCCCGCAAAGAGUGGUGGUGCCCUGGACUUGGUGUUGCCUGCCCCGAACUAUGAGACCCAAGACUAUCAUAAAGCUGGACCCAUUGGCAUUCUCUUUCAAAUGGUGCACCUCUUUCUCCACGUGGUGCAGCCCAAUGCUUUCCCCGAAGAUGUUUUAAGAAAACUUCUGCAAAAGAAGUUUGACUUCUCAAGUGAUUAUGAACAGAUCAUCUACUAUGAAAUGGGCAUUAUUAUCUGCGCCAUCCUGGGACUGCUCUUCGUGAUCCUGAUGCCGCUGGUGGGGGUUUGCUUCGGUUUGUGUCGCUGCUGUAACAAGUGUGGUGGAGAAAUGCACCAGCGUCAGAAGAGAAAUGGUCCCUGCCUGAGGAAGUACUUCACGGUCUCCCUUCUGGUGAUCUGUGUACUGAUAAGCACUGGUGUCAUUUAUGGCUUUGUGGCAAACCACCACCUAACAACCCAGAUGGGAAGGAGUCGGAAACUGGCAGACAGCAAUUUCAGAGACCUGAGAACUCUCCUGAAUGUGACUCCAGAGCAAAUCAACUAUGUAACAGGCCAGUAUACUACCACCAAGAAAAAAGCAUUCUCAGAUCUGGAUAAUAUCAAAACGUUGCUAGGCGGUGGAAUCCAUAAACGACUAAAACCUAAAGUGAUCCCUGUUCUUGAUGACAUCAAGGCCAUGGCGGAAGCCAUCAGAGAGACAAAGGAAGCCCUGAUGAAUGUGAACAUUACCUUAAAUGAGAUAAAAAACUCAACUGCGCAGCUGAACGCCAGCCUGAGUGCCGUGAAAAGGAACGUGGAGCAAUCCCUCAACGACCCCAUGUGCUCUGUGCACUCAGUGUCUGCCACCUGCAACGACAUCAGAAGGUCUCUAAGCCAGCUGGAUGACAACGUCAACUUGGAUCAGCUUCCACCUUUGGAUCAGCCAAUGAAUAAUGUUAAUGAUGUUCUUCAAACGGAUUUGUCCAGCCUAGUCCAAGAGGGCUAUAAAUCCUUUAAUGGUAUACCGGAGAUGGUGCAGAAUCAAACCACUGACAUCAUAUCAGAUAUCAAAAGUACCUUGAAUUCCAUUGGUUCAGAUAUCACCAAUAUAAGUGAACAGAUUCCCAUUCAGGAUAAGCUUGCAAAUUUCAUGGCUUACAUUAAUGACACAGAAACUUUCAUCCACCACAAGUUACCCAUGUUGGAGGAAUAUGAUUCAUACAGGUGGCUGGGGAGCCUGAUUGUCUGCGGGCUGCUGACCCUCAUUGUGGUUUUCUACUGCCUGGGCUUGCUGUGUGGCAUCUGCGGCUACGACCAGAGUGCCACCCCAACCAAACGAGGCUGCCUCUCCAACACUGGAGGCGUCUUCCUCAUGGUCGGGGUUGCAAUGAGUUUCCUCUUUUGCUGGAUGGUGAUGACCAUCGUGGUUCUUACUUUUGUCGUUGGUGGAAAUGUGGAAAAACUGGUCUGUGAAUCUUAUGGAAACAGGAGGCUAUUCCAGAUUUUGGACACACCAUAUUUACUAAAUGAGAAUUGGAAAUACUAUCUCUCUGGCAUGGUGUUUAACAAUCCGGAUAUUAAUCUCACUUUUGAACAAGUUUACAGUGACUGCAAAGAAAAUAAAGGUAUUUAUGCGACACUUAAGCUGGAGAACAGCUACAACAUCAGUGAACAUCUCAACAUUCAAGAGCAUACCAGAAACAUAAGCAGUAACUUUGAAAAUAUGACCAUAAAUAUCGGCGAUAUCACUCUGCUGGGUGAAGCAGGAAAGGGAAGCCUUAGGAAUUUCAGUUCUUCGGGGAUAGACAGAAUCGACUAUCACGCCUUCUUGGCCGAGACGGGCAAAACUCCCACCAAAGUGAAUCUCUUAUCAUUUGCAGAUGAUCUAGAAGCAAAAGCCAACCAUUUGCCCCCGGGAAAUUUGCAAGAGUCCCUGAAAAGAAACGCACAAACUGUUCGAAUGAUUCACCAUGGCCAAGUCAUUCCUUUGGAACAAUCAAUGAGAACUGUACACCAGAGCAUCAAGGAACUUCAAAGCAAAAGCAGUGGAUUAGGGGUGAGAGUGGCCAAUAUCCUUUCAUCCCUGGAUUCUGCUCAGGACUUCCUCACAAACCAUAUUUCCUCUGUUAUUCUUGAAGAAAGUAAGAAGUAUGGGAAAACAAUAAUAGGAUACUUUGAACAUUAUCUGCAGUGGGUCAAGAUCUCUAUCACUGAGCACAUUGCCGCCUGCAAACCCGUGGCCACCGCUUUAGAUUCCGCUGUUGACGUCUUUCUGUGUCGCUACAUUAUUGACCCUAUGAAUUUGUUUUGGUUUGGCAUAGGAAAAGCUACCAUAUUUUUACUUCCAGCUAUAAUUUUUGCUGUAAAGCUGGCCAAGUAUUAUCGUCGGAUGGAUUCAGAGGAUGUGUAUGAUGAUGGUGAAACUGUGCCCAUGAAAAAUCUGGAAAAUGGUUAUAUUGGGUUGCAUAGACAUCGUCCCACUCACAUUGUAUGAGCAAAGUUUUUAAACAGACCCAACUACACAAGUUCUUGAUCUGCAGCGUCUCCAACUGUUGGAAAAGAAACCUUCGCUUCAGGAGUUUGCAGAGUUCAGUGAUGUCAUAUGAAAUGUGCACUUCGGAGCCCAGUGGUGAAAAGCGUGCAUACCUUUUUUAAUCUUUCGAAGUUUUGCUUUAAUCAUGUGAGCCUUCUAUGAAAGGUUAAAUAUGCAACACAUUCAUUAAUUUCCAGCUUAGCUUUCGGAGCAAGACAGGAAUUUUGUCACAUUUCAUUGCUUGAGGACUUAGGCUUGUAGUUAGAGAAAGUCCAGUAGAUAACAGAUGUGUGUGUGUGAAUAAUAAAGGAAUUAUUUCAGAAA